GCGGACGAAGUGUAAUAAAAGAGUAUUCAAACUUUACAAACGUUUUCACCAUGAAUUUGCUCCCCAAAACCAAAGAACAGUUCAAAUCUAAAGAGUACUGGGACCAGUUUUUUCGAAACCGCAAAGAAUCGUUUGAGUGGUAUGGGAAUUACGGCGAACUUUCGACUAUUUUGCACAAGUAUUGCAAAGUCAAGGACGCAACUCUUGUCUUGGGCUGCGGUAAUUCUCAGUUAAGUGAGGAUCUGUAUGAUCUGGGAUAUCGUGGUCUUGUAAAUAUAGAUAUAUCAGACGUGGUUAUAAGGCAAAUGAAGGAGAGAAACAAGGAAAGAAGGGCUGAGAUGGAGUUUAUUAAGAUGGACAUGCUGGAUAUGGAUUUCAAUGCUGAGACAUUCAAUGUCAUUCUUGACAAAGGCACAUUAGAUGCAAUAUUUGUGAACACAUUGAGUGAAGUCAUCUCAGAUGUCAACAAGAUGUUUGAAGAGAUUCAGCGGGUGCUCAAGACAAACGGUCGAUACAUUUGUAUCACUCUAGUGCAAGAACACAUUCUUGAUAAGCUCUUGAGUCACUUUAUUAAUGGUUGGUUCAUUCGUGUUCAUAAGAUUGAAGCCACAGAGUCACCAUUGCCUGUUUAUGCCUUCAUCUUCACUAAAACAAAGUUCUCAGGACAGAAAGGUGACUCCAUUCCCAAGAUUCUUGAAAUAUGUCUUGAUGGUAGUGACAAGAUCCAGAGAGUGUCAAGCACUACAGAUAUCAAGCUUGCCAUUGAGGAUCUACAGAAAUAUGCAAUGGUUAAACAAUCUCUAGGGAAGAUAAAACCUGGAGAUAUUUUUAGUCUAGAACUGUGGUGCUCAUCUGUUACCAUGGACGAUAAGGAACACAGGGAGCCCAGAUAUACUUUGACUGUGGUUGACUCUCCACCAAGUCUCUCACAGAAUGGACUCUUUGCUAUUUUCAUUGUUCCACAAGGUAGAGAGACUGACAAGUCCUUUGCUUCACAAGAAGGUCAAAAAGAACUUGCUGCAACUGCAAAAUUCCAAAGACUCAUUAUAGCAUCUCUUCACAGAGGACAUAAGUAUGAAAACAUAGAAACAAUAAAGAAAGAAUUAUCAGCCAAGGUGAUGGAGCUAGCUCCUGAUGGAGUAAUCAAUGAGAAAAUGGUACCUUUCCUCUCUGAUGGUGGUGAUAUUGGAUCUCGUGAUACCUUGGAUCAAGGAACAAGCGAGAUAAGUGGUGAUUAUGUCAUAGAGGAAGUGGAGAGGAAAGGAGGCGAAAGACAACGACGUUUAGUGUUGCUUAGCAAUGCUGAUGCUAUCCAAUCAGAGGCAAGAAUAAAAAUAGAAAUAAAAACUGUGAAAGGAAAGAAAGGAAAAACAAAAAAGAAGACAGAGUACCUUGUAGAUCAUUCUUACUUGUUUGAUGUACAUCACCAGGGUAUAGUGGCUGGUUUGGCUUUUGUUGAAGGCAUUACUGACAAUGGCUCAAAGAAAUCAGGUCUUUUAGUUGGUCUAGGUAGUGGUUGUCUGUCGAUGUUUAUUCAUGAGUUCUACACACAGAUCGUCCUACAUACCGUAGAAAAAGACCCCGAAAUAGUCAAAAUUGCAAAGAAAUGGUUUAACUGCAUUGAAGAUGACCGACUCAAGAUUUUUACUGAAGAUGGACUGGACUUCAUCAAAUGGGCAUCGACUCAAGAUCCAAAGCCUUGUUAUCACGUGAUCAUACUUGACGUAGGCAUAAAAAGUAAGGCUCCUGAUUCUGUGACUCCACCAAUCAGCUUCCUAGAGCCAAUCUUCCUCGCAUCUGUUAAGGAAAUUCUUCAUAAAAAAGGAGUUUUGAUCAUAAAAUUCAAAUGCAGCAGCACAGACGCCACACGUACUAAUAUCCUCCAAGAACUGCAGUCACUAUUCCAAGAAGUCUGUAUUCUAAAAUUGGACGAGUCUGACUGCGAAAUCAUUUUCGCUUUGCCAGAAAAACGCGACAUGGGAAUAACGCAAAACUCGAGGGUAAAACAGAUCAAGAACUCGGUUGCGGAGUUACAAAAGUAUGGAGAAAGAUCAAAGAAUUGGGAUGAAGACACGGACCUUUGUUUUGUUAUGGAUAACUUGAAGGUUUUGUGAUAGGAAGUAGCGAUAAGAUCACUUUUUGGACAGAGAACAGCACGAAGGAAUUCGCAAAAAUGCACGGAAAGAGUGCGAGGGAAAUACCGAAAUUAGAGAUAUGAACUUUAGGAAACAAGUAAAGAAGUUUAGGAUUCUGUAAGGAAAGAGGAGAAAGAGAGCUGCAAUGUAAGAUUAAGAAAAAGCAAAGGAAGAGAAUGAGGAAAGGAAAAGAAAUGAAAAAGAAGGGAAAAUUAUA
This is a messenger RNA of Actinia tenebrosa (Australian red waratah sea anemone), 2352 nucleotides long. RefSeq names its product eEF1A lysine and N-terminal methyltransferase. NCBI's taxonomy places the organism in Eukaryota, Metazoa, Cnidaria, Anthozoa, Actiniaria, Actiniidae. The record is from RefSeq and is a predicted model, not a curated record.